UCAGCCUCCAGAGCCUAGAAACGAGGAGGGAGGAGAUGAAAGGACGAAGAUACUGGUUUAUUGGGAGGAACAAAGAUCACACUAACCCCCAGAAUUGUUUGUCCGCCGUCACUCUGCCCCUGACUCUCCUCCAGUUGUCCGCUGUCACUCACCCCCUCACUCUCCUCCAGUAUUUUCUGCCUAAAGGUGUCGUGAAAACUGUGUACAAAUAAGGAAAGUAGUCAAGAGAAGAAGAGCAUAAUGAAGACAAUGCAGCAGUGUAAUUCACCUUACUGUUAGAUUGCUUCGUACACUGUUAUCGUUCCAGUGGAACCAUGUUUUGGCCCUUCAAAAGUUUAGUGAGGUUACUGGAGUUAGUUUUAAUUAUCAGUGCCAAAGGCUUUAGCAAGGUGACUGCAUUGAGGUCUAUUCUAUAAGUUCUUUCUAUAUAGGAAACAGUUCUUCAUUAAUUUGGCCCCACUAUUAAUGAACUAAACAUUUCCACUGCCGAGUUCAGACAGCAAGAGAGAUGGCAGAACGGCAAAUUCACACCUCCACUCCUUGUCAACCGGUACUCUUGGAGUUGUCGGCAAUUGUGGAGCAGCAGCCGCACCCCAAACCAUGCACUACUCCGGCAAAUAUGACAACACUUUCUCCCGCUGCUCUUUGGCGCCGGGCAAGAAUGGAAACACCUGACAUAUCGAGGCGUCUGGCUCCAGCUGGAAGUGGAGGACAAACUCCUUCCUCCCUUCUCCCCUCAGAACCUCCCUCAUCCCAUCCCCCCUCACAACCUCCCUCGCCUCUCCCCUCAGAACCUCCCUCCUCCCAUCCCCCCUCAGAAUCAGCGCCCUCUCUGACACCCUCUUCAGCUACAGUCAAAGAACUCACCCUCCAGCUGGAGAGGAAGGAGAGGGAGUGGGAGGAUUACUACAAGAAAAUAAAGCAAGUGGAAGAGGAAAUCAAGAAGAUAAAGCAGCAGCUCCAUCAAGCAAAAUUGUCCCACCACCAUCCCAGUCCUCCCUCUCCUCCCUCUCCUCAUCUCCGUCCUCACCACCCCACAUCUCCCUGUCCCUCCUCUCCCUCUCCCCCUCCCUCUCCCUCUCCGGAAGCAGCAACCCCGGGGGCCAGCGGGGCAGCUAUGGAAGGCGAACAGACGUCCACAUGCAAUGAGUUCAUUAUAGAGGUUCUAAAAAUAUUUCAAAACCAACCACCAAAUGAGGUCCUACUCUGUUUUGUUGAUGAUUCUUUGACUAGAAGGAAGAGGCAUUUGGCUUACAUUUUUAGAACAAACAUUUUCCGGCAAGAAGAUGUUGAAAUUCUAAGAAAAAUGUGCGGUGCUCCUCGUCCUAAAUAUAAAUUAUAAAUUGCUACAGGUCCACAUGCAAUGAGUUCAUUAUAGAGGUUCUAAAAAAAUUUGAAAACCAACCACCAAAUGAGGUCCUACAGGAAUCGGCAAUGUAGGCAAAUUCAAGGGAGAAGAUGUGUUGAGUGUGUGCAAACGCACACUCAACCCUGAGCAUCGAUAAUAAAAUAUAGCCUAGGUUGCCAACGACGCUAUUUCGUUAAGAAGGGGAAUCCUUCUCUAACCAGAAAUAGUAGGCACUUGGCUUACAUGUUUAAAGUAACACUAUUUAGGUCAGAGGAUGUUGCCACUCUAAGAAAAAUGUGCCGUCCUCCUCAUCCUACAUAUAAAUUGCAGUAAAUUGCAGUAGUUAUAUUAUAUUGAUUAUUAUUUAUUUAUUACCAUGUAGUCGACAAUGAAAAAAUGCACGGCACAGUGCAUAAGUGUGACCACACGGCGACAGUAUGAGCCUUCAGUGUAGCAACCAAGACCUUGAAGUC
This is a messenger RNA of Geodia barretti, 1821 nucleotides long. NCBI's taxonomy places the organism in Eukaryota, Metazoa, Porifera, Demospongiae, Tetractinellida, Geodiidae. The record is from the annotation of a GenBank genome assembly.